AUGUUCGGCUUGCACGACCACGUCAUUGAAGACGCCAGUCCAAUGCCAAACCCAUCCCGCUUUUCUUUCGGCGCUACCGACCUCCACGAGGACGAUCUUGAAGCCAACUGGCCGGCAACUCAGAUGUAUCACGACCUCUACACUCAAGAUCUGGCUUCCUCCCUUGCUCAAUCUCCCAUGAGCGACGCUUACAGAAUAGACGUCUUGGCUUGGGACCCCAAGGUCCGCCUUAUCGAGCUAGAGCUGCUCUUGGAACAGCCCGGGGUCUGGGAAGCGUACCUUUCCGAUCUGAACUCUAUGGCCACAUCCCACCCAAACGUCGACCUCGAAGACACUUAG
Molecule: messenger RNA, 339 nt
Organism: Cryptococcus wingfieldii CBS 7118
Lineage: Eukaryota; Fungi; Basidiomycota; Tremellomycetes; Tremellales; Cryptococcaceae
Exons: 3
Coding region: 1-339 (112 amino acids)
Source: RefSeq, a predicted model, not a curated record